UCGAUUGCUGUUUUACGUGAAGCUGUCGGCAAUUCAAUUGCGGAUGCAUCGUUGCAUUUGCCAUCUUCGCAGGUUGGUUUCCAUCGAUAACACUCACUUCUAA
This is a messenger RNA of Anisakis simplex (herring worm), 103 nucleotides long. The record is from the annotation of a GenBank genome assembly. NCBI's taxonomy places the organism in Eukaryota, Metazoa, Nematoda, Chromadorea, Rhabditida, Anisakidae.